This is a messenger RNA of Balaenoptera ricei (Rice's whale), 2120 nucleotides long. Its product is annotated as zinc finger protein 548-like. The record is from RefSeq and is a predicted model, not a curated record. Gene Ontology annotation, biological process: regulation of transcription by RNA polymerase II. Gene Ontology annotation, molecular function: RNA polymerase II transcription regulatory region sequence-specific DNA binding; DNA-binding transcription factor activity, RNA polymerase II-specific. Gene Ontology annotation, cellular component: nucleus. NCBI's taxonomy places the organism in Eukaryota, Metazoa, Chordata, Mammalia, Artiodactyla, Balaenopteridae.
GUUUGGGUGGUUGUCGGGCUGUUCACCGGUGCAGGGUGUCGGCGUCGCUUGGUGGGCACCGAGGUGACGGAGCGAAAAGCGGGAGGAGAGAAGUUGGGCCCGCUGCCCAGAGGCGGCUGUGAGGCCCCCUGCGCACGUAGUUGACGGCGGUGCCCUAGUUCCCGCCCCGCUCGCCGCCUCUCCCGGCUCGGUUCUUCCCACCGGCCGGUGACCGAGGUGGCCCUGAUGAGGCCGGCUCAGGGUCCCAUGGCAGUGGCAGAAAUGCUUAUGGACCCUGUACAGUUUUGGCAGGACCGUGUGGUCUUUGAGGACGUGGCUGUGUAUUUCUCCCAGGAGGAGUGGGGCCUCCUUGAUGAAGCUCAGAGACACCUGUACCAUGCUGUGAUGACGGAGAACUUUGCACUUGUGACCUCCCUAGGUUGUUGGCAUGGAGCCCAGGAUGAGGAGGCACCUUCUGAGCAAAGUGUUUCUGUAGGGAUGUCAGAGGUUGGGACUCCAAAGCCAGAUCCAUCCACCAAGAAGGGCCAGCCCUAUGAGAUGUGUGACCCACUGUCCAAAGACCUUUUGCACCUACCUGAGCAUGACGGAAUGUACCCUGAUGAAGGGCUAUAUAUUUGUGGGGCAAACCUUUUCCAGCAGCAGAAGGAGCAGAUUAGAGACAAACUUUCCAGAAGGGAUGAGGGGCAGCCUUCAUUUCUUACCAACAGCAGCAUUCACUCGGCAGAGAGGACCUUGACAUGCAGCAGAGACGGAAAGGACUUCCCAGGCAGCACAGGCCUUCUGCAGCAGCCGGCCCCUCACAGUGCGGGGAAGCCACACAGGGACACUGAGUGUGGGGAAGCUUUUGAUAGUGGGCAGAGUGAUUACAGGUGCACUCAGUGUGGGAAAGCCUUCCGUCAAAAACAGAUCCUUGUUGAGCACCAGAAAAUUCACACUGGUGUAAGGCCUUAUGAGUGCAGCAAAUGUGGGAUGGCCUUCAUUAGAAAGUUUCACCUUGUUCAGCACCAGAGAAUCCAUACUGGAGAAAGGCCUUUUCAGUGCAGUGAAUGUGGGAAAUGCUUUAGGUACAACUCCACACUCGCUAGUCAUCAGAGAGUUCACACUGGAUUGAGCCCUUAUGAAUGCAGCAAAUGUGGGGAAUUCUUCAAGUACAAUGCCAACUUCAUGAAACAUCAGAGAAAACACAAUGGAGAAAGGCCUUAUGAGUGCAGAGAAUGUGGAAAAUUCUUUAGGUACAACUAUAGACUGAUAAGACAUGGGAGAGUUCACAGUGGAGAACGACCUUAUAAGUGCAGCGAAUGUGGGAAAUUUUUCAGGUACAGCUCCACAUUCAUUAGACAUCAGAGAGUUCAUACUUCAGAAAGGCCUUAUAAGUGUAAUGAAUGUGGGAAAUUUUUUAGGUAUAAUUCCACACUCAUUAAACACCAGAGAGUUCACACUGGAGAAAGGCCUUAUGAGUGCACUGAGUGUGGGAAAUUCUUUAGGUACACAUCCACCCUCAUUAGACAUCAAAGAGUUCAUACUGUAGAAAGGCCUUAUGAGUGCAGCUUGUGUGGGGAAUACUUUAAGUCCAAGUCCAAACUCAUUAAACAUUGGCAAAAUCACACUGGAGAAAGGCCUUACGAGUGCAGUGAAUGUGGGAAGGCGUUUAGGUACCACUGCAGACUCACUAGACAUAAGAGAGUUCACAGUGGAGAGAGGCCUUUCGAGUGCAGCGAAUGUGGGAAAUUCUUUCGGUACAACUCCAACCUCAUUAAACAUUGGAGAAAUCACACAGGAGAGAGGCCUUAUGAGUGCAGAGAGUGUGGGAAAGCCUUUAGCCACAAGCAUAUACUUGUUGAGCAUCAGAAAAUCCAUACCGGAGAAAGGCCUUAUGAGUGCAGUAGAUGUCAGAAAGCCUUCAUUAGGAAGUCCCACCUUGUUCAUCACCAGAAAAUCCACAGAAGACAAUAUGAGUGCUGUGAAUGUGGGGAAUUCUUUAGAUACAACUCCAACCUCAUGAAGCAGAGAAUUCACAGUGGUAAAGGACUUAUGAAAGGGCCUACUGUAUAGCACAGGGAACUAUAUUCAGUAUCUUGUAAUAACUUAUAAUGGAAAAGAAUCUGGAAAAGAAUUUAUAU